AAGAUUGAUUAUUGGUGGAAACAGUCAAUCUAUGGCAUAAUUCCUCAUCAGUUCAAAAUGUCAUCUGGCUCAAGUGCUUCUACAAUAAAGGUUUGCGACAUGGCCCCAUGCCAAUCAGACUUCAAUGUUGAGGCUCUGCGACGACUUCUUUCAUCACCAAGACAGUACUUCAGCCUUGACGGUGUCGACAGAUCGGUUUGCGGCGAAGCUUACUGGUUCCUACUUCAAGAUGCUGUGGAAAGAUUCUGUUCAAAAGAUCUCUCUUAUUGCAUUCAGACAUGCAAGUGCCUGCUUGAUAUCACUUGGGAGAAGCUAAACACAGGUCAUUGGAAGGACGUCGCAAUCACGUGGAGACUAGCAUAUUCCUAUGUGUCACUCCUGAAGGCUUUGAGUGAAGUUUCAAUGAGUUCUCUCGAUGAUAAGUCAGAAUUGGAGUUGGCUAUAAAGACCUGUGAUAUGGGGCUACUGAUGGGAGCCCCAGUCCUUGACAAUGUACUGAGCAAGAUUGUUGCAGUGUUACAACCCAUUCUGUGCCCCUUGCAGACUACUGGUAAAGAAGGGGACAGUGUGAAUAAGGGACAGCACGAUUCUGAGGCUCAUGACUUGAAAAGACAAAAAGUAUUUUCAAUGCCAGAAAUAAGUCCCUCCCACAAGGUCCCCAGAAUACACUGUCCCUCUCUUGAUUAUUUCAAAAAGAAUUUUAUGGACUUGGAAAAUCCAGUGAUACUGGAAGGAUGCAUGGACUAUUGGCCAGCAUUGUCGGAAAGGAAAUGGACUCUUGAUUAUAUAAAGAAUGUAGCAGGAUAUAGGACAGUCCCAAUAGAAAUAGGUGCAAAAUACACAGAGGAAACCUGGUCACAAAAACUGCUCUCGGUUGGUGAAUUCAUUGAUCGGUUUCUUAUAUCCCCACAGGAGGGCAGCAGUGUAGGCUACUUGGCCCAGCACCAACUUUUUGACCAAAUUCCAGAAUUGAAAAAUGACAUCAGUGUUCCGACCUAUUGCUGCCUUGGUGAUGAGGAUGAUGUAGACAUAAAUGCUUGGUUUGGUCCAAGCGGUACAGUCUCCCCCUUGCAUCAAGAUCCAAAACAUAACUUCCUCGCACAAGUCUUAGGUGAUAAAUACAUCAAACUCUAUCCCGUCAUAGACUCCAAGUUUGUUUAUCCACACACCGAAGUCCUCUUGAACAAUACCAGUCAGGUUGAUGUUGAAAAUCCUGAUUUAGUUAAAUUUCCCGAGUUCAGGAAAGCGCGGUUGCAAGAAUGUGUUCUCAGAUCUGGUGAAAUGCUGUACAUUCCUAAAAAGCAUUGGCACUUCGUGCGGUCUUAUGGGAACCGAACAGUUUCUCUCCUUGGCCUGACAAGAUACCUGAAGGACCAGAACCACCUGUGGUGA
Molecule: messenger RNA, 1392 nt
Organism: Lineus longissimus
Lineage: Eukaryota; Metazoa; Nemertea; Pilidiophora; Heteronemertea; Lineidae
Product: lysine-specific demethylase 8-like
Exons: 3
Coding region: 58-1392 (444 amino acids)
Cellular component (GO): nucleus
Molecular function (GO): histone H3K36 demethylase activity
Source: RefSeq, a predicted model, not a curated record